This is a messenger RNA of Punica granatum (pomegranate), 354 nucleotides long. Lineage: Eukaryota; Viridiplantae; Streptophyta; Magnoliopsida; Myrtales; Lythraceae. The record is from RefSeq and is a predicted model, not a curated record.
AUGUUGGAUCCUGAAGUGGCAGCUCAUGUUUCAGAUAUUAUUGAGAUUGAAGAAGGUUUGGAAAACCUUACACUGUCUCUUUCUGAAGAGAGUGAAGGUGUUGAUGUUGAAGAUGGGGGUGAAGGGCUUGGUGAUAAUGAUGAUAGUGAAAGAGUUGCUAAUGAUUGGCUUGGUGAUGAUGGUGAAGAUAGAGCUGGUGAUGGAGCUAAUGAUGAUAAUGAUGAAGGAGCCACUAACAGUGAUGAUGGUGUUGACUGUGAUGAUGAAGAUGGUAAAUGGAAAGUAGGAGCAUAUGAUGUUGACGAUGAAGAUGUUGAGUCUGAAGAUGAUAAGGAUCAUGAAACUAGAUCUUAA